ACGGAAAAAGAAAGAACCUUCUGCCGGUUUCAUUCCUUUUCUUUUUCCUAUAUGGACUCGCUCCGAUUCAGCGAGUCACGAACAACGCGAAAAAACCCAUUCCUUUAACUUGUUUUGACGUUGAUUGAAUUUAAUCUUUGUUUUCCUUUAUAUCGAAUAAGUCUCCAAUUUCCCCCCUUAAAUCGGCGAUGGGUACUAAAAGGCCACGGGCGAGUGUCGACGCGGCUGUUGUUGAUGUUUGGCAACGGGAAGUCGGGGAACUCUCAAAUAGGAAAUUCGCCCACCGGCUUGCUGCUUCCGAGGAUCUUGUGCUCCGAUUUGAAAUUUUCAAGAAACUUGAAAAGCAUCAAGGUUGUGUGAACACUGUGAGCUUUAAUGCUGAUGGUAACAUUUUAGUCUCCGGCUCCGAUGACAAGAGGAUUAUACUAUGGGAUUGGCAAACUGGGCAUGCUAAACUUACUUUCAAGUCAGGUCAUUCGAGCAACGUAUUCCAAGCAAAAUUCAUGCCUUACGCAGAUGAUCGUAGCUUGAUUACUUGUGCUGCAGACGGACAGGUUCGACAUGCUCAGCUGUUGGAGCGUGGUGUUGAAACUAGGCUUCUGGCCAGACAUGAAGGACAAGCUCAUAAAUUGGCCAUUGAACCAGGAAGCCCUCAUAUUUUUUACACUUGUGGUCAAGACGGAUUAGUGCAGCAUAUUGAUCUUAGAACUGCAGCGGCUACACAACUUUUUACAUGCCAUUCAAUUGAUGUUAGCAAGGCUGACCUGCCGGUUGUUCCUCUCAAUACUAUUUCAAUUGAUCCAAGGAACCCAAAUCUCUUUGCAGUUGCUGGAUCGGAUGAGUAUACUCGCCUUUAUGAUAUUCGCAAAUAUAAGUGGGAUGGCUCAACUGAUUUUGGUCAACCUACAGAUCAUUUUUGCCCCCCUCAUUUGAUUGGUGACGAUCAAGUUGGUAUAACUGGUUUGGCCUUUUCAGAUCAGAGUGAGCUUCUUGUCUCCUACAGUGAUGAGUUCAUUUAUCUCUUUACCCAAGAUAUGGGACUGGGCCCCAAUCCAGUUCCUUCUCCAUCCUCUGCAUGUAGUGAAGCAAGUGAAGUGGGACCUGACCACUCUGCUAUGGAAGCUGAUGAAAAAGUUAUUCCUCAAGUUUAUAAGGGACAUAGAAAUUGUGAGACGGUGAAGGGUGUGAGCUUCUUUGGACCCAAAUCCGAGUAUGUGGUUAGUGGAUCCGAUUGCGGACGAAUAUUUAUUUGGAAGAAAGGCGGAGAGCUUGUUCGUGUUAUGAAAGCAGAUAAACAUGUGGUCAAUUGUAUUGAGUCUCAUCCUCAUACUGCAGUUCUGGCUAGCAGUGGAAUUGAGAACGACAUCAAGAUAUGGACUCCAAAGGCUAUUGAUAAAGCUGUGCUUCCAACAAACAUUGAACAGGUUUCAAAACGUGGCCUCUUUCAUUUGUUGCCCUUUUCUGCAUUCUACGAAGAUGACGACGACGACGACGACUAUGACUGUUUUGGUGGUGGUAUUGUUGAGUAUUCUGAUGAUGAGGGUGAGGAGGAAGAUGACUCUGAUGAUGAGGGUGAGGAAGAUGACUCUGAUGAUGAUUAUCUUGAUGUUUAUGAUGAGAUUGAUGAUGAUGAUGAUGACGACAACGAAAAUGACGGUGAUGAUGUCAACGAAAAUGACGGUGAUGAUGUCAACAGUGAAGACGUUGAGAGUGGUGAUGAUAGUGAUUUUCAAACCAAAACCUCGGGGCUGGAUGUAUCGACUAACGAUGCCGCAUGACCUGAUGCUGCACUUAUUUUCAUUACAAAGACAAGGGACUAGCCCAGAACGGAAUGAAGAAAAUGCAUCGGCAGUAGGCAGAGAA
Molecule: messenger RNA, 1863 nt
Organism: Hibiscus syriacus
Lineage: Eukaryota; Viridiplantae; Streptophyta; Magnoliopsida; Malvales; Malvaceae
Product: DDB1- and CUL4-associated factor 8-like
Exons: 6
Coding region: 189-1778 (529 amino acids)
Cellular component (GO): Cul4-RING E3 ubiquitin ligase complex; cytoplasm
Molecular function (GO): protein binding
Source: RefSeq, a predicted model, not a curated record